Molecule: messenger RNA, 2663 nt
Organism: Nicotiana attenuata
Lineage: Eukaryota; Viridiplantae; Streptophyta; Magnoliopsida; Solanales; Solanaceae
Product: carbamoyl-phosphate synthase large chain, chloroplastic-like
Exons: 3
Coding region: 1-2475 (824 amino acids)
Biological process (GO): L-glutamine metabolic process
Cellular component (GO): cytoplasm
Molecular function (GO): metal ion binding; ATP binding
Source: RefSeq, a predicted model, not a curated record
AUGACUUAUUGUAAUAAUAAACUCCAUUCGCAUCCUUUGACAAUUGUUGGUUCACAAAAUGAGGUGGACUUGCGUGGAGCUUUGGAUUAUCACUGCAGUGCUGCUUGUAUUCCUUCUUGCUUGCAUCUUUUGCCAGUAGAUGCGCCACUUGGUUUCCUUCACGAAAAUUAUGCUGCAGGAGUAGGUGCUUCUGCUGGAGCAUCAAUAAUCUGCAUGCAUGCACAUAUACCUAGAUUUGCAUUUGAGAAAUUCCCUGGAUCUGAGGCCAUACUGACAACUCAGAUGAAGUCUGUCGGUGAGUCCAUGGCAGUAGGUCGCACAUUCCAAGAAUCCUUCCAAAAAGCAGUGCGGUCUCUAGAAUGUGGUUAUUCUGGAUGGGGCUGUAUCCAGGUUAAGGAAUUGGACUGGGAUUGGGACAAAUUGAAGUAUAGUCUUCGGGUUCCUAAUCCUGAUCGCAUCCAUGCGGUAUAUGCUGCAAUGAAGAGGGGGAUGAAGGUAGAUGAUAUCUUUGAGCUCAGUUACAUAGACAAAUGGUUCCUCACUCAGCUAGGGGAGCUUGUAGAUGUGGAGCAAUUCCUUCUGGCUCGCAGUUUGUCGGACUUAACAAAGGAUGACUUCUAUGAAGUGAAAAAGAGAGGGUUUAGUGACAGACAGAUAGCUUUUGCGACAAAGUCCAGUGAGGAGGAGGUUCGGUCAAGGCGUUUGUCUUUGGGUGUGAAACCAGCAUAUAAACGAGUUGAUACAUGUGCUGCAGAAUUUGAGGCUGAUACGCCUUAUAUGUAUUCAUCUUAUGACCAUGAGUGUGAAUCAGCUCCUACCGAUAGGAAGAAAGUGUUGAUUUUAGGUGGUGGACCAAACCGAAUUGGACAGGGUAUUGAGUUUGAUUAUUGUUGCUGUCAUACAUCCUUUGCCCUUCAGGACGCAGGCUAUGAAACAAUUAUGAUGAAUUCCAAUCCCGAGACAGUUUCUACAGAUUACGACACAAGUGAUCGUCUCUACUUCGAGCCUCUGACAGUCGAGGAUGUUCUUAAUAUCAUCGACUUGGAAGGACCUGAUGGUAUCAUUGUGCAAUUUGGAGGUCAAACCCCAUUAAAACUGGCUCUUCCAAUUCAGAAUUACUUGGAUGAGCGAAGGCCUAAGACUAGAAGUGGAGCUGGCUUUGUUCGCAUUUGGGGUACAUCACCUGAUUCCAUUGAUGCAGCUGAAGAUAGGGAGAGGUUCAACGCCAUCCUGAAUGAACUACAGAUUGUGCAGCCAAAAGGGGGUAUCGCAAAGAGCGAAAAGGAUGCCGUUGCCAUUGCGACAGAAGUGGGAUAUCCUGUUGUCGUCCGACCCUCUUAUGUCUUAGGUGGCCGGGCAAUGGAGAUAGUUUACAACAAUGAAAAAUUAGUGACAUACCUUGAAAAUGCUGUUAAGGUAGAUCCGGAGCGCCCUGUUCUGAUUGACAAGUAUUUAACUGAUGCUGUAGAGAUUGAUAUUGAUGCACUUGCUGAUUUGCAUGGUAAUGUGGUCAUCGGUGGAAUAAUGGAGCACAUUGAGCAGGCUGGGGUUCAUUCAGGUGACUCAGCUUGCAUGCUUCCUACACAAACAAUUUCUGAUUCAUGCUUGGAAACUAUUAGGUCGUGGACUACGAAAUUAGCAAAGAGGCUAAAUGUGUGUGGCCUCAUGAAUUGUCAAUAUGCCAUCAGUGCUUCUGGUGAGGUGUUCUUGCUUGAGGCUAACCCCCGUGCAUCACGGACGGUUCCUUUUGUUUCCAAGGCGAUUGGGCACCCGUUGGCUAAAUACGCUUCUCUAGUUAUGUCAGGUAAAUCACUACAUGACCUAAACUUCACCAAGGAGGUUAUCCCAAGACAUGUAUCAGUUAAAGAAGCUGUUCUUCCAUUUGAGAAAUUCCAAGGAUGUGAUGUGCUUCUUGGUCCUGAGAUGCGCAGCACUGGUGAGGUAAUGGGUAUUCACUAUGAGUCAUCAAUUGCAUUUGCCAAAGCACAAAUUGCUGCUGGACAGAAAAUGCCACUUUCAGGCACUCUAUUCCUAAGUUUAAAUGAAUUGACAAAACCUCAACUUACCACAAUUGCUCGAGCCUUUUUGGGGAUUGGAUUUCAAAUCAUUGCAACUUCUGGAACUGCACGUGUACUUGAAUUAGAAGGCAUGCCAGUGGAACGAGUGCUUAAAAUGCAUGAAGGGCGGCCACAUCCUGCAGAUCUCAUUGCCAAUGGGCAGAUUCAGUUGAUGGUGAUCACAAGUUCAGGGGACGCACUUGAUCAGAUUGAUGGCCGGAAGCUGAGAAGGAUGGCUCUCGCAUACAAGAUACCUGUAAUAACAACAGUGGCAGGGGCUUUGGCCACCGCUGAUGCAAUUAAAAGCUUGAAAUGCAACAAGAUUAAAAUGACAGCACUUCAAGAUUACUUUGAUGUCAAGAAGGUAGCAGCUGAGCUCAAAAACCUGCAGUCUGCAUCAUCUGUUUCUACUAGUUGACUUGCCAUUAGGUGAAUCAGUCUUCUUUGGUUGCCUGUAAGUUUUUUCUCUUGUUCUGCUCUAUGUUAUAGGUGGCCUUGUUACUUUAUGGAUUUGGUGCCUCGUUUUUUCAAUUUUUUUCUUCCUGACUAGCUUAACAAAUGUACUGGAACAUCAAAAUCUACUUAUAAAUUAACAUGUUUUCCUCA